AUAUAAACAUUGGCACAAAUUUAAUACAAGUUACAGAAUUUUAUUAUACAACUUUAAUUGUAUAUAGUAAGUUGGGUAUUUAAUUCUAUCGCAACUCCAUCUGGUAAGUUACAUUGGAGUUAUCAUCUUAUGGCAACGCAAAAGUAUACAAAAAUAAACAAAUUAAAUCAAGAAUCUGAUAUUAAAGCAAAAGCUCUUAAAUUUUGCAAAUAUUAUUUAAAUAUUAUUACUUUGUGCGAUAGAAGAAAAACUUGUUAUAAUUUUCGGAUGAUACGUCUAAGGAAAAGAAUAGAUUCAACUAGAAUCAUAAAUGAGGUUAUCGAAUUUACAGUUAUUUUGACACAGUAUGCUAACACCUAUUUACAUAGAAGGAAGCAAUAUUAUUUAAAAUAAACAUAGAUGCUCUUUAUAAUUAAUCGCAUAAUUAUCAAUUUGAAAAAUGAGUUAUUGCGACAGACAAGGAUUAACAGAAGAAUGUCCCUUGACACAGGACAAAACUAACAAAUGUAAAUUAAGCCAGUGUUGUGGAGGUGGUAUGAAAUUAAUCGUAUGUUGUUUCGCUAUUUUAUCAUUCGCUAUAACAACUAUACUAGUAUUACAAUUGGUUUAUGCUAGUAAUUUACUGCAGGCCAAUGGUAGUAUUCAUGGUGCUGUUGCCACAGAUUACACAAAUUGCUCACAGAUAGGUACUAAAAUAUUGAGAAAGGGAGGUAAUGCAAUAGAUGCAGCUAUAGCAGCUACAGUAUGCAUGACAGUAGUAGCUCCACAUAAAACAGGUCUUGGUGGAGGUGGCUAUAUGAUAUUAUAUAGUCAUAAAGAUAAAUCAGAACCAUUAGUCAUCAAUUUUGCCAACAAUACUGUCGGAGGUAUUUUUGGCACAAUAGGAAUACGCUUACCUGCUGUUUUGAAAGGCCUAGAAUCCGCUCACAUUUUAAAAGGAAUUUUACCAUGGAAUGAACUUAUAGAACCAGCAGCAAAAUUAGCUAGAACAGGAUUUGUAAUAUCAAAAGAAUUGGAAUAUGAAUUAUCAAAUAAUAGCGACUAUGGGAUACUUUAUGGUCAUGUAAAUGCUGGCAAUAUUUUAAGAUUAAAUGAUCUUGCAGAUACGUUAGAUGCUGUUGCAAAAAAUGGCACAAUUGUUUUAUACAAUGGGACUUUGUCAUUGAAACUUUUACGCGAUGAAGUUAAAAAAGAGGAAUUAUUAUUACAAUUGGCAAAUUACAAACCUGAGAUAAGUAUAGCGAAAAAAACUUCUUUUUAUAAACAUUCAUUAUACUAUCCUUCAGGUGUAUUUGAUUUUGAAACUUCUAUAAAUGCAUUAGAAGAUCUCAAAAUAUCAUUCGAAAUGGCAUCAAAGACUGAAACUAUGGCUCUUGUUGCUCAAACAUUAUUGAAUUCUAAUGAAAGGUCAUCAGACACGAUAAAAAAUGUUGAACAAGAAAGAUACACUGGUGUUAUGGUGAUGGAUGGACAAGAUACUUAUGUCAGUGUAUUAACUGGAUUAAGUGCACCUUUAGGAUCGAUUCACAUGACUGGCACUGGCUUUUUAUUAGAUAAAACUGGUAAUGAUAACGAUUUAUCAACUCUACUUCCAAUUAUUUUCCAUAAUGAAGAAAAGCCAUGUGAAUUACGUGGAGUAUUAGGAACUGAUGAUGCAAUUUUAAGUAGUCAACUUUUAUACCAUUUGAUAGUACGUGGCUUGAAUGUUUCUACUGCCAUUGAGCAUCCAAGAUACUAUCUUUUAUCUGAUGGUCUUAGUAUAGAAAAUGAUCAAUCACACAUAUUAAAAACAGUAUUACAAAAUAAAUCAAAUUUAUCAAUGCCUGUUUCAAAAAUUGAUGCCAGUUCAAUAUCAAAAAGUGUAAAUGCUAUUAUAAAACAUAAAGAUUUGAUAACAAGUCAUUCCGAUAGCCGUGGAGGCGGUCUUGCAUCUAGAUUUUGAUAAUUUUUACUUUUUAUAUAAUUUUCAUAUAAAGUAUACACAAAUAUUUAUGAAUAUUACAU
Messenger RNA from Polistes dominula (European paper wasp), 2004 nucleotides. RefSeq names its product glutathione hydrolase 7. Lineage: Eukaryota; Metazoa; Arthropoda; Insecta; Hymenoptera; Vespidae. The record is from RefSeq and is a predicted model, not a curated record. Gene Ontology annotation, biological process: glutathione catabolic process. Gene Ontology annotation, cellular component: plasma membrane. Gene Ontology annotation, molecular function: glutathione gamma-glutamate hydrolase.